AUGCCCCUCCUCUACGGGGAAGGCGCCAACGCCUUCAUACGCCUCCAAGAAGAAAUCAUCAAAGUCUCCGCCGACCACAGCAUCUUCCUCUGGGACCGUCGCUUCAGCGCCGGCGUCUUCCUCGCCCCUCACCCCCACCACUUCUCCUCCACCCGCCGCAUCCUCCUCUACAACGGCAUCUACGACUUCUCCGCCUCUCCCUACGCCAUCUCCAACAUCGGUCUCAGCAUGACCCUUCCUGUCUGGUCUCCCGCCCCAGGCGUCCUCGCCUGCGCACUCGCCUGCAUCUUCGAAGACGACGCGCGCGGACUCAUCGCCGUGACCCUCAUCGAAGGCGGCCGCGAGCGCGAAACCCUACGUGUCCGCCAGAAAAAAAAUUCGAAGACUCGUUCUGGGUGUUCGGCACCGCGUUCGUGGCGCCGUUCAAACACGUCGAGCGUGCGGCUCUCAAGACGAUUCAUAUGA
Molecule: messenger RNA, 465 nt
Organism: Glarea lozoyensis ATCC 20868
Lineage: Eukaryota; Fungi; Ascomycota; Leotiomycetes; Helotiales; Helotiaceae
Exons: 1
Coding region: 1-465 (154 amino acids)
Source: RefSeq, a predicted model, not a curated record